Messenger RNA from Actinia tenebrosa (Australian red waratah sea anemone), 933 nucleotides. RefSeq lists its product as uncharacterized. The record is from RefSeq and is a predicted model, not a curated record. NCBI's taxonomy places the organism in Eukaryota, Metazoa, Cnidaria, Anthozoa, Actiniaria, Actiniidae.
AUAGAAAUCUCCUCAGAUGAAGAGUUCAGAGAAGGAUCUGACAGUGACAUUAUUGAAGACGAUGAACAAGAGAACAAUCGACUAACAAAUUCAGAUUGGUGUACCUGUGGUAGCUGCCAAAUUAUGGAUACAAUAGCUGAAUGCAUUUGUUGCCAAGAAAUCCAAAAAGUAGUUGCAACAUGCCAGUCUGUUGUUGAAGAUGGAGAUGCUGAUGAACCACCACCAUGCAUUACUCAACAUCCUGGAUUCUUACCUGUUUGUGGCAAUAAGUAUGUUCUUCGAACYGCAUGGGCUCAGUACAAACAGCAAUACAGAGAUGCUUAUGAAGGCCCAGAGCACAAGCAGUACAGACACAUUGCCUAUAGACAACUAGCAAGAUGGUGCUGGGGAGUUCUUGGAAAGGAAGUUCGGGUUGUUCUGUCCUCUUGUGCUGUCAUGUGCAUCAGAGCACACUUCCCUCCCCCUGGACUAGAGGAGGACUUUCAGUUUGAGGGUUUUCAUUAUGCAGAUGAUUAGCUUGAUAUAAUGUUGCAUGGAGUGAAUAUAUACAUUUUAUUUAUUCCUUACUUCAGUUACUAUACAGAGUGGAUUUUUUUCUAUCAGGAAAAAUUCCUGGAAUUGCAAUUUUUUGGCAUAUUUAAUUGCAAGAUAAUUCAAAACAAAAACAUAGACUACAAAAAGCUGAGACCAAAAUGUAUAAGAAUCAUGUAUUCAUUUAGGAUGCAGUACACGGAAAGGUGUGUUAUAUAAAUUUCUUUUUUAUAUAAAAAGCCUUUUGUUGGUACAAACAUUUUUUGAAUGUUUUACAUAUUUUAUUAUUAAAAACACACUAAACAAAAUAUCCAGCUGAAUAGUGAACCUAGUGUACAAAGCACUAGUUAACACGAUCACUAGCCAACCAAGUAAAAUUUGCAGUUAUACGAGUCCUGGCAG